UUCAAUUUAAGCAAUAAUAAUAAUAAUUUGGCACGAAAAAUACAAAGAAUAUUAUCACAACUGCCAUCUAUUAAAUAUCCUAAUAAAUGUUGAAGUAUGUUAUUUUAAAAGACGACGUGAUUAUAGUGCAUAUAAUAUUUUAAUUUUGAUUUAAAUAUGGAAUAUAUAUAUCGUUUACCAUUUUUAGCAUUAGAAGUACCUAACUUAAAAUUAAAGAAGCCAUCAUGGUUUGUGAAACCUAGUGCUAUGAUAGUUUUUUCAUUUAUACUUUUAUCAUAUUUUCUAGUAACUGGAGGUAUAAUAUACGAUGUAAUUGUGGAACCACCCAGUGUAGGUUCAACAACAGAUGAACAUGGUCAUACAAGGCCUGUAGCAUUCAUGCCAUAUCGAGUAAAUGGGCAAUAUAUUAUGGAAGGAUUGGCAUCUAGUUUUCUUUUUACUUUAGGUGGAAUUGGUUUUAUAGUAUUAGACCAAACACAUAAUCCAUCAACACCUAAGCUCAAUAGAAUUCUUUUAAUAUGUGUUGGAUUUAUUAGUGUUAUUGUCUCAUUUAUUACCUGUUGGGUUUUUAUGAGAAUGAAACUACCGGGAUAUCUGCAAUCAUAAAUUUAAUAAAUUUAAAAUAAUAUGGCUUAAAGCUCAAUAUUUUGUACUCAUCAAAGUUGCAUUUUGUAUUAAAUAUGUGUAUUAGAAAUAUGAUUUAUAAAUAAUAUUAUAAAAAAAUUCUAUCAAAUAUAUUUAAAAAAAAAUAA
Messenger RNA from Apis florea (little honeybee), 752 nucleotides. Its product is annotated as oligosaccharyltransferase complex subunit ostc-A. NCBI's taxonomy places the organism in Eukaryota, Metazoa, Arthropoda, Insecta, Hymenoptera, Apidae. Gene Ontology annotation, cellular component: oligosaccharyltransferase complex. The record is from RefSeq and is a predicted model, not a curated record.